AUGUCGAUGGAAAUUGAUUUCGAUCCGAAUGUUCGCCUAGAAUCAAUCUUUUACAAUGUUCCGGGCUAUGAGUCUGAUAUUCAUGCUCUAACGUCUCCCAUUCCGCCCUUCCCUCGAUCCGAUGCCUUAUCCACAACAUGCGACGCCUUCGAACGGGAACAGCUACUCCAAUCGGAAGCGUACUACGAUCGACCCCCUGUGGUUCUCGUUCAUGGUAUGGUAGUUGCUAGUAGCUACCUGCAUAAUCUCGGGAGACAUCUUGCGCCAUGGUUUCGCGUUUUCAUCCCCGACUUACCCGGGUUCGGGCGUUCCUCCAAAGCAAUACGGAAGUGCGAUACAGUCUCUAUAAGCCAACUAGUGCAGGGACUGCAUGAUUGGAUGGAUACAGCAGGAAUAAAAAAGGCGCAUCUUGUCUCCAAUUCCUUGGGCUGCCAGAUUCUUGCAGAGUUCACUCGUCGCUGGCCAGAUAGGGUUGAUCGACUUGUUCUGCAGGGUCCCACGGCGGAUAAAAGCCAGCAAUCCAUACUCAAAACUGUACUUGCGUCCGCUGCGAACAAUAGCAAUGAACCGUUUACAAUGAGCCUCAUCUCAUUGCAGGAUUAUUGGCGCGCUGGAUUGCGGAGGGCUUUCGAUUUAUUCCGUGCGACAGCGGAAUACCGCAUCUUGGAUGUACUGCAGGAAGUACAUAAUCCGACGUUACUGUUGAGUUGUGAAUUGGAUCCUAUCACCCCUUGCGGAUGGGUUGAGGAAUUGUCGGAAAAAACGCCCAAUGCGGUGCAUUAUGUCCUUAAAAAGGCUGCCCACACGGCGAAUUACUCGGCGACGGAAAUAAUGUCUCGAAGCAUCUUGCGCUACCUGCUGGUUCAGGAUGAUGAUGGGAUGAGGCGGGCGGGAAGAGAGAUAUUCGAGCGAGUGACGAGAAUAAACGAGACAAGGGAAGCAGCGGCGAAGCAGAGAAGUCAUUUAGUCGGAUGGCAAUUAGCGCUCGGAUUCCUUGCUGUCUUGGUUACAUGGAAGUGCUCUGUCAGCAGAUGGAAGUUCAUCUCGUGGUUCCUGCCGAUGGAGACAAUGAUCCUCUAUCAAUACUCAAAGAUAGCUCCGUUACUAUCCGCGGAUCGCUCAGGGGAUUUGGACCGUGUAUAUGUCAAGCUGCAGGGGAUCGCUGACUUUGACUCGGCAUCUUCUAUGCUUCGCGCAAUUGGGCGUCACUUACAUUUCCGAGACUUCCCCCAACUUGGUGUCCCGACAUCUUUGGCUCCAGUCAUGCCGCUCACCAACUGGCUACCGCCAUACCUCCGUGACACGAUAUUCUCUGAGCUCGGCGCCAACGAAGCGGCAGAUGAUAUUGCCUCGACAUUUGAGGCAGAAAGCAUCACUGAAUCAGUUGCUGCACACUUUCCAGCGCAUCGGAAAUAUACCGCCGUGGCCAUUGGAAGCACUAACGGUGCAUUGACGCAUUUCUACGCAAUGAUGGGCAUUCCGUGGCUGCCUCAAACACUUCUCAUGCCUGUUAAGCGACCAAAGAGCGCGGCAUUUAGACAGGGUCAGCUCGAUAUGACGGCGGAAAUGGAAUGGGGAAGGAGUGCAGGGCGAGAACUGUUGCAGAGGAAUCCAGGAAUUGAACUAUACCACAUGGCGGAUCCGAACCAGGACCAGUUGAUGAUUCGCCAUAUGGCGUACUUCAGGUUGAAAUUUAUUAAAAUGACUGAAGCGUACAAGAAUUUCCUUUUGGACGCAUUGGAAGCGAACGGGACGAUCAUACUCGUUCGGUGCGGAUCGAAAUGGCCGUCCACAAAGGUCGCUGAUCGCCAUUACUUCCAGAGCGGAGCGGUUGGAGGUAUAACUUCAGAGGAAUUCCUCGAAGGGUCGACUGAUGUGAAGGAAUUUGUGGAAUCAGAAAAGCCCCCAUUGACGAAAAUGGCUGGCACAGUAAUGGGGAAGGAACAUAAGACGGACUGGAACGCCCCAGCAUCUAACUACGAAGCCCCCGAAGCAGAAUGGGGCUAUACAGAGGGCUUAACCGAUGAUAUCGUCGAGUUCGCAAAGGAGCAUGGCUUCAAGAUCAAGUAUCUGGACUUUGAUCAUCCUGAGGAUGCCGGUCCCCUCGUUGCUGAUAUGGAUCGCCAAUGGAAGGAGCAACUCCGCCGCCCAAUUGAUUCAAUUCUCGUUGAGAGUUUCAUUCUAAUGGAGCCGUGGUUGGCUAUUAGGUACAAUCUGACGCCGUUUUGGACGAUGUUCCCUGUUAAACAGUCAUUCGAGCGGCUUCAAGAGUAUCUGAAAAUGCGUCAGGGGAAGGGGUUCAAAAACGGUUUCUCGUUUUUGUUUUGCUCUGGGGCUUAUUCUAUCGGACUCGCGAAACUGGAUGAAUGGAAGGGGCUGUUAGAGAGCCAUUUUGCAUCACAGGAUAUGGACAAGGCGAGGGAUAAGAAACUUUUGUUGGGGACAGACGAGAAUGCCUUUCCGAAAGACUUUGGCUUUCCUGCGCGGUACCAAGUGGAAUUGGCAAGGGCGGUUGGCGAAGAAGGACAAUAUGUGAUGCCGCCCAGUUUAACGCUUGGUGACUUUGAGCAUUACAUGGAGAAUAGUCAUCGCUACGGUGUAUAUUAUACGCCUUAG
Messenger RNA from Penicillium mononematosum, 2616 nucleotides. Its product is annotated as alpha/beta fold hydrolase. The transcript has a single exon. Lineage: Eukaryota; Fungi; Ascomycota; Eurotiomycetes; Eurotiales; Aspergillaceae. Bases 1 to 2616 code for a protein of 871 amino acids. The record is from RefSeq and is a predicted model, not a curated record.